Molecule: messenger RNA, 1672 nt
Organism: Ictidomys tridecemlineatus (thirteen-lined ground squirrel)
Lineage: Eukaryota; Metazoa; Chordata; Mammalia; Rodentia; Sciuridae
Source: RefSeq, a predicted model, not a curated record
GGCCCCACAGAGUCCUGCCCUGGUGUUAGGGGAUAGACAUCAGGAAGAGAACACCUGAUUUAGCACAGGCUGAAUGCUCCCUCUGACUGAAAGGGUAAAUAUUGACCAAGGAUUACGGCCUCAGGCUAACAGAUGGAGGUGUUUCCAGAUCCUAACAUAACUAAAGAAUACCUGUCUCUCUCCCUACUGCCCGGUCUAAAACCAUAAUGCCUCGAGGUCAGAAGAGUAAGCUCCGUGCUCGUGAGAAACACCGUCAGGCCCAGACCCAAGGACAGCCUAAUGGUCUGGAGGGUGCUCAGGCCACUGCAAGAGCAGGUGGAGAGUUUCACUCCUCUUCCUCCUCUCGUUCCAAGAGUAAUCCUCGGAGUUCAGCUGCUGCUAGAACAACUAGCAAUCCUCAAGGGUCUUGGAGAGCUGCAUCCACCACCACUACUUCUGCUGUUGUUUCAUACAGAAGAUCUAAUGGAAGUGGGAACAACCAAGUGGAGGAAAGGCCAAGCUCUUCUCAAGCCCAGCUUGCCACUGGGCACCUGUCCAGAGGCCGUCUGGAUGAGAAGGUAGUUAUAUUGGUGCAUUACCUGCUGUAUAAGUAUCAAAUGAAGGAGCCCAUUACAAAGGCAGAAAUGCUGAGAAACAUAAUCCAAAUGCACAAGAGCCACUUCCUUGAGAUCCUGAGGAAAGCUUCUGAGCACUUGGAACUGGUCUUUGGCCUAGACAUCAAGGAAAUGGAUUCCAACAAGCAUAUCUAUAUCCUCAUCAAUAAACUGGAACUAAGCUAUGAUGCAAGGCUGAGUGACAAUGGAGGUGUGCCCAAGACUGGCCUUCUGAUGACUAUCCUGGGUGUGAUCUUCACAAAGGGAAACCGUGCCACUGAGGAGCAAGUCUGGCAAAUCUUGAAUGCAAUGGGCUUAUACAGUGGUAGAGAGCACUUUAUUUUUGGCGAGCCCAGGAAGCUUAUCACCAAAGAUUUAGUGAAAGAAAAGUACCUGGAAUAUCAGCAGGUGCCCGACAGUGAUCCUCCGCGCUAUGAAUUCCUGUGGGGCCCAAGAGCCUAUGCAGAAACCAGUAAGAUGAAAGUCCUAGAGUUUUUAGCCAAAGUCCAUGAUACCAUCCCAAGUGCCUACCCAACCUGGUAUGAGGAAGCAUUGAGAGAUGAGGAAGCAAGAGCCCAAGCCAGAGCUGCAGCAAGGGCUCACAUAAGUGCCAUAGUUAGUGCAAGAUCCAGGGCCCUGUCCAGUUAUUCCUCCCGCCCCAAGUAAAUUCUCAGUCAUUUACCACAUUGUGGUCAAAAAGUCCACAAUCUACAUAGUGGAAGGUCAAGGGUGGAUCUGGAGACAAUACAAUGUAUAAGAAUGUUAUUUUCCUGUUCUGUGUUCCUCAACAAGUUUUCAAAAAUAUUAUUCUUGUCAUCAGAAGGUUAAAGUACCUUCAUAUGUAAACUUAUGAAUGACAUUGUUCAAACAUUUAUUGCUGUGAAUGGAAUUGAGUAAGAGGGUUUUUUCUUUUGUAAAACAAAUUAGGAAAAUUUCCAUCAUAUUUAUUCAUUUAGGACAUGACAGCAUGGCAGUAAAUUAGACAUUUCCUAAGAAUGUGAAAAAACUCAGAAUUGUAAAAGUUGAUGUCAAGAAAUAGAUAAAAAAAUAAAAUAAAAGAUCAUAAAUGGUCUCACUUA